AUGUCACCUCCCAACCAACCCAAAGUCCUCUUAUUUGACAUUGGGGGUGUUUGUGUAAAAUCUCCAUUCCAGGUCAUCCUAAAUUAUGAAGUCAGCCUAGGCAUACCACCCGGAUGGGUGAACUACUCCAUCUCCAGAACCGCCCCCAACGGUUCAUGGCAAAAGGUCGAGCGGGGUGAGAUGAAAAUCGACAAGGACUUCUACAAGGCGUUCAACCAAGACCUGCACGACACAGCCAGGUGGCGGGACUUCUACCGCAGAGAGCAGGCCAAGGACCCAAAGCUGCCCGAGGAAGUACCCGAGCUCCCGGACGUGGACGGCGAGUGGCUCUUCGAGACGAUGAUGUCGUCGUCCAAUUUCCCGGACCCGUGGAUGUUCCCCGCCUUGCAAAAACUCAAGGCGAGCGGGCGGUACAUCCUGGCCGCCCUGAGCAACACGGUCGUCUUCCCACCGGGCCACGCCCUCCACUGCGAGGACUACUUCGACGACCCCGUGCGCAGCAUCUUCGACGUGUUCGUCUCCUCGGCCCACGUCGGCCUGCGGAAGCCUGACCCUGCCAUCUACCAGCUCGCGCUGGAGCUGGUCAACAAGAACGCCAAGGGCCGGGGCUUGCCCGACGUAGCGCCGUCGGACGUGGUGUUCUUGGACGAUAUUGGCGAAAACCUAAAGCAGGCGAAGAAUCAGGGCUUCCGGACCAUCAAGGUACAUCUGGGCAAAGCUUAUGAGGCUGUGGAUGAACUGGAGAAGAUCACGGGCCUGCAAUUAGCAGGAAAUCAUCCCAAGGUUCCCAGUGGUAGGGAUACGGUUGAAGUGAAGGCGAAGAUCUAA
Messenger RNA from Clonostachys byssicola, 828 nucleotides. NCBI's taxonomy places the organism in Eukaryota, Fungi, Ascomycota, Sordariomycetes, Hypocreales, Bionectriaceae. The record is from the annotation of a GenBank genome assembly.